CUGCAGGCCUGUCCUUGGCAUUGAUCAGCUGUGCUGUAUUCACAGCUGCGCAGAGACGUCAAUCCAGCCGACAGCAGAAAUAAAUUCAUUUGAGCUACGGGGCUGCAUCUGCGAAAAUGUCUUCCCAGGCAGAGUUUGAGAAAUUGGCAGAGGAUGUGAAGAAGGUGAAGACGAGGCCUACGGACGAGGAGCUGCUAGAGCUGUAUGGCCUUUAUAAGCAGGCAAUGGUUGGAGAGAUUAACACAGAUAGACCAGGAAUGAUGGAUUUCAAAGGAAAAGCCAAGUGGGACGCCUGGAACUCCAGGAAAGGAAUGUCCAAGGAGGAUGCCAUGUCAGCCUACAUUACACUUGCAAAGGAAAUCGUCAGCAAAUGUGGCAUGUAAGGCGUGCAAUGAAUUGAAGAGGCAUGAUUAAUGCAAAACGAAAACUCUACUAAGUCAAUAACAAUGAAACAGUGCUACUCUUUAUAACACGCCUUCUGCUUUCUGAGUCCACAAUUAUGCUGGAAUAAGUGUAAUUUUAAAUUUUGCUGUGGUUUAUUUUCAUGUUUUUUAAAUUUUUUUACAUAGGUUAUUAAUUAAACAACUUCCAUGCAUCCUUUAAAGUUAGAAAUAUAACAUUUGCUGAUUGCUAUUUUAUCUAAUGUAUGUAGUUUAUUCUUGUAAUCCACAUGUGCACAGUAAUACACGUGCACUAUGAUAUGUAGCUUGAUUCCUUGUGUAACCAGGACAAACUCAAUGCUGUCAAAUGUGAAAAUAAAACUUCUUUGUGCACUGUU
Molecule: messenger RNA, 778 nt
Organism: Cottoperca gobio
Lineage: Eukaryota; Metazoa; Chordata; Actinopteri; Perciformes; Bovichtidae
Gene: acbd7
Product: acyl-CoA binding domain containing 7
Exons: 4
Coding region: 117-383 (88 amino acids)
Biological process (GO): fatty acid metabolic process
Molecular function (GO): fatty-acyl-CoA binding
Source: RefSeq, a predicted model, not a curated record